AUGAAAACCUUCACCAUCCCCAGUCUCGCAGUGCUCUGCCUCGCCAACCUCGCCCUCGCAGACUACACCCUCCACAGCCCGCUCCCCGACCCAACUCUCAAACGGGGCUACCAAUCCUGCCCAAAUACCUACGGCGGAGGAUCAACCAUCUGCGGUGAUCCGCUCACCAGCCAUUCUUGCUUUGAUCCCACGCAGGGCCAGGAUGAAACUUCACUAGCCUGCGCCCUACGCUUGAAUUUCACACUUGGAAUUGAAGUUGGAGUUGGGGUUGGAGUUGGGGUCUCACUUCCCGAGCCUAAUACCCCCUCCUACCCCCCCUCCUAUCCCCCCUCCUACCCCGCCGCUCCAUCCAGCAUCGCCUUGAUCCAUGAGGUAACGGCAAUCCCAUCGUCGUUCUCCACCACAACAACACUAUCAUCCUUCUCCACUGCUACCGUCAGCGUCUCGGAAAUUUCCAGCUCCGCGUCAACGUCUGUCUUCCAAACGUCGGGACAGGGGCUCGUGCAAAAUGAGGCGAACGCGAAUGCGGUAUCGGGUGCUAUGCCUUCGUCGACAGCUUGUGUUCGUCCCACGCGGACGGGCGUGACGCCUCAGCUUACGGCGGCGGGGAACUCUACUGUGUGGGUUGCAGGCGUUGCUGGUGGUGCUACUGCUAGUGGUACUCCUCCACCGACGACGGGUGAUACCGUGCCCCAGGUGCUGCUUACGGGUGCGGCUGGAAGAGGGAGGGCAGAGGGAGUUGGCGGGUUGGUCUUGGUGGUGGGGGUGAUGGGACUAGUGAUGUUGAUUUAG
Messenger RNA from Venustampulla echinocandica, 792 nucleotides. RefSeq lists its product as uncharacterized. The transcript has 2 exons. Bases 1 to 792 code for a protein of 263 amino acids. The record is from RefSeq and is a predicted model, not a curated record. Lineage: Eukaryota; Fungi; Ascomycota; Leotiomycetes; Helotiales; Pleuroascaceae.